AUGGAACAAAUAAAAAGUAUUGAAGAAGAACAGUAUAUAAAUGAAAAGCCGCUGCUACAGGAAGAAGAAGAAGAAGAAGAUGAUGAUGAAGAAGAAGAAGGUACUAUAUAUAUCAAUGAAGAAACUGAAUUAGGUCGGGAAAAAAUAUUCAUAUCACACGCACCUGAGGAACGUAUAGUACCUCCAUUAAAUUUUUGUCCAGUAGAGAGAUAUUUGUACAGGUCAGGUCAACCUUCCCCGGUUAAUUUUCCAUUUUUACUAAAUCUAAAUUUAAAAACCAUUAUUUGGUUAGCUAAUGAAGAACCACAGGAUUCUUUACUGGAAUUUUGUGAUAAUUAUAACAUAAGUUUACAAUUUGCGGCUAUCAACCCAGAUGGUGGCGAAGACGACAAUCCAUGGGAUGGUUUGACUGAACACUCAAUAAUAAAUGCGUUAAAAACUAUAGUGAAUGUUAGCAACUAUCCUCUUCUUGUAUGUUGCGGGAUGGGCAGGCAUAGAACUGGUACUGUCAUUGGUUGUCUACGAAGAAUUAUGGGUUGGAAUCUAGCGAGUGUUUCAGAAGAAUAUAGAAGAUUUACAGGAAGCAGAGGGGGGAGAAUUCUGGUUGAGUUACUUAUAGAAGCAUUUGACACCAAGCUAGUAAAUAUUGAUGAAAGUGAGGCCCCAGAAUGGCUUGUAAAAGCAAUAACUUAG
Messenger RNA from Kazachstania africana CBS 2517, 693 nucleotides. RefSeq names its product putative tyrosine protein phosphatase OCA1 (gene OCA1). Gene Ontology annotation, molecular function: phosphatase activity. The record is from RefSeq and is a predicted model, not a curated record. The transcript has a single exon. Gene Ontology annotation, biological process: protein dephosphorylation. NCBI's taxonomy places the organism in Eukaryota, Fungi, Ascomycota, Saccharomycetes, Saccharomycetales, Saccharomycetaceae. The coding region runs from base 1 to 693 and encodes 230 amino acids.